Molecule: messenger RNA, 1523 nt
Organism: Lactuca sativa (garden lettuce)
Lineage: Eukaryota; Viridiplantae; Streptophyta; Magnoliopsida; Asterales; Asteraceae
Source: RefSeq, a predicted model, not a curated record
UUCAUGCGACUUCACUCAUACGUUUACGUACUUUUUAUCUCUCUCUUCUCUUCUCUAUUCUAGUCAAAUCCCUCUCACUCCACGGCGACGACUUCUUCAUUUCCCCUCAGAUGCGCCAAAACUCAUCUCCGAUCAAAUUCAUGGCGGCUACCACCAUAACAGACCCACUAGUCAAACGGAAAACCAAAGUCUGUUUCUCCAUUGCCGCCUAUUCCAAAGACCUCAUCGCCAAUCUCCACCACCAUUCCAACGUUCCCAUCGACCAAGGUCUCACCCAACAAGAGCUCUCCGCCAUUGAAGCCUCAUUCAAUUUCGCAUUCCCGCCUGACCUUCGUUCCAUUCUCCGGGAAGGCCUUCCAGUAGGCCAAGGAUUUCCCAACUGGCGAUCGUCUUCCUCCCAACAACUCGAUAUCUUGAUUAAUCUCCCAAUCUUGGGAGUUCUUAAGGAGGUCCACCGCCGAAAAUUCUGGGAUAGCCGAUGGGGUAAUCGGCCGGAGAAAGAUGAUGAUGCUGUUCAAUUGGCUAAACAGUUCUUGAAAUAUGUCCCGGUUCUUGUUCCGGUUUACCGGAACUGUUAUAUCCCGACGAUCCCCUGUGUGGCAGGGAAUCCAAUCUUUUACGUGAACGGUUUGGAUGUUAGGUUGUGGAGUUACGACGUCGUUGGGUUCUUUCAGCAGACUGAGUUCAAAGGAGGGGUGCUGAGGCCGAGGAGCUUGGGUCAUUUUUUAAGUGUGCCGUUAUGGGCGGCUACGGAGUCUAGAACGAUAGAAUUUUGGACGGAGUUAACUGAUCUCCGCCGUGUUACUCCGGUGAAUGGUGGCGAAACGGAAAAGAGGUGGUGGGGAGGGAAUGAGUUGCGGCGGUUUUUGGAGGAUGUUCGGUUGAAGUUAAGAAACGGAGGGUGGAAAGAGGAGGAUGUAGAUGAAAUGAUGAUGGUGAUGGAAAUGAACGGCGGAGAUGAGAAAUCAUCAUCUUCAUCUUCAUCGCCGGCGCCGUCACCGUCGUCGUGGUCAUCAUCGUCUGAUGAUGAGAGCGGCCCCGGCGGUGUAAAUUACGUUAGGAUGUUGUCGGGGAUGUUAUUACGUGCGGGGUGGAGCAGGGGUGAUGUGAUGGAGUCGCUUGGUUGUUUGACUAUAGAGGAAGAUCGAACGGUUGAGAUUGAAAACGAGUGUGGUGGUGGGGAUUCUUUGUUUGACUUUGAGUACAACAAUUACAGUUGUGUUAGAGAGGGUCAAAGCCGGUGUUGAAAAGGCAUUACUCAUACUAUUGCAUUUGCUGACAAUUUCAUUCUAUUUAGAUGUAGAAAUAUACUUGUAAUAAGUGCAUUAACAGUAGUACCACACCAUCAUCAAUUUUUGUUCAUUUCUAUAAGAGACACUCCUCAGUAUUCAACAACAUUUGUGUUUGUUGCUUUCAUCUAAAUGAUUAUAUCUUUAUAGUCUCUUCCUACAGAAGUUUGUAAGGUGAAUAAUUUUUCAAAAUGAUAGAAUGUUCAAUGUUGUUGAAAACUAGUAAAAAGGUAU